GUGGCAUCAGUCCGUGGCUAGGUUACACCGCCUGCUUGGUGCAACUGUUAUAUUCUUUUUUUUUUUUUUUUAACAUUUCCUGCCCGUUAAAAAGACUGUUAUUUGUCAAUACUAGGAGGAGGAGGACGAACGGUCGAUCAACUCGCCCAACUUUUCCGCGCCGAGGCCAACGCCUAACGGUGUUUUUUUUCUUUAACAUAGUAGAUUUCUUUUUCAAAAGAACAUGUUUCGGUCUCCACUACCUGUGGUUUUGUGGUGUGUAACAGGUGUCUUGGUGUCACUCGGACAGGAAUGUGGUCGCCCACCUGUGUUGGAGAACAGGAUCGUGGGAGGGAUGGACUCCUCAGAGGGGGCUUGGCCGUGGCAGGUGGACGUGCAGACGGAGACCGCUGGCCAUGUGUGUGGAGGGUCCAUCAUCAGCGAGAACUGGGUCCUGUCUGCUGCCCAUUGUUUCCCCAACCCGUCUGACGUUAGCCGUUACAUCAUAUACGCCGGACGGCACCAGCUGAACGGCUUCAACCCGCACCAGACAGUGCAUCGUGUUAGGCAGGUGGUGAUCCCGUCCGGAUACGUGGAGCCUCACCAAGGGCAGGAUGUGGCGCUGGUUCAGCUGUCCAGCCCGGUCACCUGGUCAGACUACAUCCGUCCUGUGUGCCUGCCGUCCUCUGACACGCUGUUUCCAGCCGGCAUGCCCUGCUAUGUCACCGGCUGGGGAAACAUCCGGAACGACGUUCCUCUACAAGGGAUCGGGACCCUACAGGAAGUGCAGGUGCCCAUCAUCUCCCGCCAUUCAUGUCAGGACAUGUACCUGGUGAACCCCAGUGAGCAAGUGGACAUCCUUUAUGACAUGAUCUGUGCUGGAUACCAAGAGGGGGCCAAGGAUUCUUGUCAGGGCGAUUCCGGGGGGCCUCUUGUCUGCCAGAUGGUGAACGGGACCUGGGUCCAGGCUGGAGUUGUGAGUUUCGGACUGGGCUGUGCCGAGGCCAACAAGCCGGGUGUCUACGCCAGACUGACCAGCUUCUCCGGCUUUAUCCGCGACACGUCACCUGGGAUCCGGCUGUAUGGAGGAGCAAAUGCCAACUGUUGUGGUCACACUGCUUUGGUGGUGAGUGUUCUGGCCACAGCACUAGUUCUGCUUUGGAGAUGAGCACUGUGGCUCCAUAACAGGAGUGACAGCUGCUGUUGUACGUCUGCGGGCCUGAACUGAACAAUUGUACGUGAUGCUAAGAUCUAAAACCAUGAGAUUUCUUUUAGAGCUGUCGUUUUGAUACAUUUUAAAUCAGCUAAUUUGUGUUUUGUAU
Synchiropus splendidus (mandarinfish) is the source of this 1301-nucleotide messenger RNA. RefSeq lists its product as uncharacterized. The transcript is spliced from 6 exons. Lineage: Eukaryota; Metazoa; Chordata; Actinopteri; Syngnathiformes; Callionymidae. Gene Ontology annotation, biological process: proteolysis. Gene Ontology annotation, molecular function: serine-type endopeptidase activity. The coding region runs from base 224 to 1147 and encodes 307 amino acids. The record is from RefSeq and is a predicted model, not a curated record.